Molecule: messenger RNA, 1210 nt
Organism: Vicia villosa (hairy vetch)
Lineage: Eukaryota; Viridiplantae; Streptophyta; Magnoliopsida; Fabales; Fabaceae
Product: protein neprosin-like
Exons: 7
Coding region: 47-1210 (387 amino acids)
Source: RefSeq, a predicted model, not a curated record
ACUAAACAAUGAUUCAUCAAAUCAUUUAUAUUCGGUAAAGAUAAAGAUGAUGAAUGUACUAUUCAUUUUCAUGUGUUCGGUAUCCUUUGUUACUAGCCAUCAAUUUGAUAAUAAGCAAAACACAUUGAAAGAAGAUUUAGAAAUAGAGAGAGAGCUAAAAUUGCUUAAUAAGGCUCCUGUCAAGAGUAUUUAUACAAAAUUUGGAUACAUAAUUGAUUGCAUCGGUAUUAAUAAUCAACCAGCUUUUAAUCAUCCUUUGCUUAUGAAUCAUAAGUUACAGGAAAAACCUAGCUUUCGAACAAAAAAAAGAAAAAAUAGUGUGAAGAGUUCAUCAACUAAGGCUCUAUCCGGUCUUCAAAAAGCUCAAUGUCCAACUGGAACGGUUCCUAUUAAGAGAACAACAAAGGAUGAUUUAAUUCGAGGAAAAUCAUAUUUUAAUAAUGGUUUGGUUGGAAAUCUUCAUGGUAAUCAUUAUGCAGAAGUCAUCACAUUAGAAGAUGAUGAAAAGAGUUAUUAUGGAGUUGCUGGAACAAAUAGUGUUUAUAAUUUUAAGGUAAACAAAGAUCAAUCAAGUUCCUCUGUGAUGUUUGUUCGAGAUGGACCUGAGAGCAUAAAUUAUAUCGGUAUGGGAUGGCAUGUGGCUCCACAAUUAUACAACGACGAUGAAACUCAUUUUUAUGUCGUAUGGACGACAGACAACUUCAAGAAUACAGGAUGCUUCAAUUUACUAUGUCCAGGAUUUGUUCAAACUAGCCAAACAAAUUACCUUGGUGGUCAAUUUUCGAAUACAUCAAUCCAUGGUGGACCUAUUAUAGCAAUAACAAUGUCUAUUAGUCAGGAUCCUAAAACAAAAAAUUGGUGGAUAAGUAAUGAAUAUGAAAAUCUUGGAUAUUUUCCCCCGUCUUUGUUCUCAAACUUGUAUUCUGCUGGUCAAGUAGGAUGGGGUGGUAGAACAUCAACUUCUCCGGGUGCUCCUAGUCCUCCAAUGGGUUCUGGAUUAUUCCCUGAUAAUAAUUAUUAUCAUGCAGCAUAUUUUAUAAAUGUUUCACAUCAGAAUGACUCCACAACAAGUUAUGGACCCGAAUGGUAUUUAACAGAGUCAUAUUUCGAUAAACCUGAUUGCUUUUCUGCUGAAUACUAUGGAAAACAAGAUCGAGAGGUUGGAUUUUCUCUCCAAUAUGGAGGGAUAGGGGGUAAUUGUGGUGAUUAA